Messenger RNA from Oryza brachyantha (malo sina), 2754 nucleotides. Its product is annotated as disease resistance protein RPP13-like. The record is from RefSeq and is a predicted model, not a curated record. Lineage: Eukaryota; Viridiplantae; Streptophyta; Magnoliopsida; Poales; Poaceae. The transcript is spliced from 2 exons. The coding region runs from base 1 to 2754 and encodes 917 amino acids. Gene Ontology annotation, biological process: defense response to other organism. Gene Ontology annotation, molecular function: ADP binding.
AUGGCAGAGAUCGCCGUGGGUUUGGUGGCACGUUUGAUCCAGACCAUCUCGACGCAGGUGGAGAAGGAGGUGGCCUUGCAGCAGAGCGAGUCGGAGAACACCAGGUUCGUCAUGGAUGAGCUUGAAACAAUUGGAGCAUUUCUUGGUGUUGUUGAAAACAUGAAGGAGGAUUCCCCAAAGUAUCAGAUGGCCAGGGUUUGGGCAGAGCAAGUGAAGGAUUUGGCUUAUGAUAUGGAGGAUUGCCUUGAGACAAGAUUUACAGCCCUCACUACUCAAAGUUCAAGUUGGUCACAAUAUAUAACGAAUUAUAGAGUUCUUCGUCCUUUCGCUGUCAAGUUAAAUGAUCUCAAAUCAAGGAUUGUUGAGGUGAGCGAGCGAAAUAGGCGUUACAAUCUGGUCACUGCUGACCAACCCAUCAACAAUCAUUUGAAUUUAAUGGUGGUCUUGGGCGGUGUGUGGUCUCGCUCUCUGAAAGUUUCUACUGAAAUAGAUACCUAUGAUGAUUGGAAGAAAGAGGUGGUCCCAUGGGAUGAACCUUCCAAAGUACCUACAUCAAACGAGGAAACCAGGAAUCUCAAAGUGGCUGCAAUGGUUGGCAUGUGUGGCUCCGGCAAGACAACUCGUGCUCGCGAGAUAUACGAGGAUAAGAGAACUAUUAAAAAUUUUGAAUACCGUGUGUGGAUCAAGGUGUCGCAAGCUGAGAGUAUCACGAAGGUGUUCAUGGAUAUGAUUGCACAACUCUCUGAUGCUUCUGCACGCAAAGGUAAACAUAUUGGUGAUGAAGACGAGUUAGCCCGCCAAAUUCAAGGAAAACUAGAAGGAAAGCAGUUUUUGCUUGUUUUUGAUGAUUUGUGGACGACAAGAGCAUGGUAUAGCAUCAAAAGGGCACUCCCUCAAGUUGGCAAAAGUGGCAGCAGGAUCAUUGUGACAACAGAGAUUUUUCAUGUUGCAGAGGACUGCACGGGGUCAUUUAAUCGUGUUCAUCGUCUCCCCCUGUUAUCAGAUCAGAAAUCAUUUCAGCUUUUGAAGGAUUCGAUUCUUCAAUCCGAAAAUUCAAAAAUGAGUCCUGAAGAUAAAAAAGACUUUGAAGAGCUGGACCUAGACAGCCUCAAGUUACCUGAGCCACUCUUCAACACAAUUGCACAAAUACUGAGAAAAUGCAGUGGCCUAGAAUUGGCUAUAGAAACUGUGGCGAAGUUACUUGCCUCAAAUUCUCCUCGCAAAUGGGGAAAACUAUGUGAUGAUCUUCCUUCGUUGCUCUACAAUGACCCCAGCCUCAAUGAAAUUAGGAAAGUAAUGAUCCGGAGCUACAGAAAUCUACCACCUUAUCUCAGGCCAUGCUUCUUAUACCUGAGCAUUUUCCCAGAGGAUUCUCACAUCAAUGUGGAAACUGUUGUAGAGCGAUGGUUAGCUGAAGGGCUUGUGAGGGAAAGAACCGGUAUGAGUCUCAGGGCUGUUGCACAAGGAUAUUUUUCUGAGCUCCUUGAUCGAAGCAUGAUUGUUGCUGUCCAAACUAAGAACAGAUCAUGUAAGACAUGCAGGAUCCAUCCCAUGAUGCGAGAUAUUCUAGUCAUGAUUGCACAAGAGGAGAAAGUCUCAGUCACCAUUGGUGCAAGACAGAGUUCCAGUUUGCUAGUAAAGCGGAUGCGCCAUCUGACACUUGAUGGUCAGAGUGACAGGAAGUUAGCUAGAUGUGUGGAAUUUUCUGGCAUCAGGUCACUAACAGUGUUCAGUGAACCAUCAGAAUCCAUUGCUGAAAUUAUUUGCUCUUCUCAACUAAGAGCUCUACGAGUUUUGGAUUUGUCAAAUGCCAGCUUUCAAAUUACUCAAAGAGACAUACGGCGUGUUGGAGAACUGUGUCACUUGAGGUACCUAAAUCUUUACAAAUCAAAUAUUUGUGAGCUUCCUUCAUCGAUCGGCAUGCUCCCAUUCCUAGAACUACUAAAUGUGAGGAAGACAUGCAUCACAAAACUUACUAGUGAGGUUGUUCGACUUGGCAGGCUAUACUCCCUUCGUGCUAGCAGAAGAGCAGAAGAUUGUUGUCACAACAAAUGGAAACAAUGCUGCUGUGAUUCAGCAGUAACUGUGCCUAAAGGAAUAGAGAACCUGCAGGACAUAGAAUGGCUGGAUAUUGUGGAUAUCAAGGACAGCUGUGGCUCAAAAAUCAAAGCUUUGGGGAAGCUUCCUAGACUGAAGCACCUUGGAUUGACAGGCAUUACAGUUAGGAACAGCAAAGAAAUCUCCAAAACCCUCAAAAAUAUUUCUUCUUCGCUGAUCUAUUUGUAUCUUGGAGCAUGCCGAAAUGAUGGAACACUUGCUUGUCUGCCCAUCUCUGAAAAGAAAAAGAAGAGGCCACUGCAGUUUCCAUGCCUCCAAAGCAUAAAGCUUGAUGGUCAUAUCGGAAAAAUGCCAUACUGGAUUUCUAACUCAUUGACACUUGAAGUGGUUAAACUUUGUAGGACUAAUCUCCAGCAGAGUGAUAUAAUGUCCCUUGAGAAACUACCUUGCUUGGUCAUGCUUGCUCUCCUAGACAAUUCAUAUGUUAGCGAUACAUUGGUUUUUUAUGCAAAAUCCUUCAGAGCGCUCAACACCCUGGAGAUUUCUAAGCUACCCAAGCUGAAAACAGUGAUAUUUACAGAAGGAGCAGUGUCCCACCUUCGAAGAUUAGACAUCAGAUGUUGCACAUUGAGAUUAAAAGGCAGAAAACACCUUAAACUCCGGUAUGAUCCUCAAGAUGGUGUCGAGGUGGUAUAA